ACAAAAAUAUUUCAAAACAAACACACAAACACACACACACAUAUAUAUAUAUAUAUUUCACUACAAAUUAUUACAUAUCCUUAGAUCACAAAUAUCCCUAAUAAGUCAAUUAAAUUAAAUGGCAUCAAUUUCAUCAUCUCCUUCCUUCAAUAAAAUCCUCCCUUCUGUCAAUGGUAAUCUCAUCACAAUACUAAGUAUCGACGGAGGUGGAAUUCGGGGUAUCAUCCCCGCCAAGAUCCUCGAAGCCCUUGAAUCCGAGCUUCAGAAAUUGGAUGGGCCGGAUGUUCGAAUAGCAGAUUACUUCGAUGUGGUGGCAGGGACGAGCACCGGCGGCCUUGUGGCGGCCAUGCUGACGGCGCCGGACGCCGACAACCGCCCCUUGUAUGAUGCUAAAGAUAUUGCACCGUUUUAUGUCAAGAAUGGACCUCAAAUAUUUCCAUACAAAGGGGGCUUGAUAGGAUCUGCUGAAAAUACGAUUACUCAGCUACGAGGGCCAAAAUACGAUGGAAAAUUCUUGCACAAAAUACUAAGGGAUAACUUAGGACAAACUCGGCUCAGUCAAGCUUUAACCAGUCUUGUCAUCCCAACUUUUGAUAUCAAGAAUAUGCAGCCCACUAUUUUCUCCUCCUACGAGAUAAAAAGCAUGGGUUACAUGGACGCCCUAUUAUCGGACAUAUGCAUUGCCACGUCAGCAGCCCCAACGUUCCUCCCUCCCCACCAGUUCACCAACGCCGACGCCGCCGGCAAGUCCUGGGACUUCAAUCUAAUCGACGGCGGCGUCGCCGCCAACAACCCGACAUUGGUGGCGAUACGAGAAGUGGUGAAACAAGUGUACAGAAACGACCCAGAUUUCUUCCCGAUUCAGCCGACGGACUACGGGAGGUAUCUGGUGAUAUCUCUGGGGACAGGCUCCGACAAGCAGGAGCAGAAGUACACGGCGGCGGCGGCGGCGAAGUGGGGGCUGUUCGGGUGGGUGAUCCAGGGCAACUCUACCCCAAUAUUGGAUGUCUUCAAUCAGGCCAGCAAAGACAUGGUCGAUUAUUUCCUGUCUGUCGUUUUCCAGGCCCUCCAUUCUCAGGACAACUAUCUUCGUAUUCAGUACGACGCGCUGUCGGGAGUGAACUCAUCGGUGGAUGUCUCGACGAAGGAGAAUCUUAAUGAUCUUGUGAGGAUCGGCGAAGAACUGCUAAAAGCUCCGGUGAGCAGAAUUAAUCUGCAAAAUGGAAAUUAUGAGCCCAUCGUCGAUGGCGGAACGAACCAGGAAGCUUUAAGGAAAUUUGCAGUUUUGCUGUCGGAUGAACAGAAGCUUCGGAGGUCGAAUUUGCAGGGAAGCUAACUGGAUUCGAUUAAUCGAUUAAAUAGAUUAUUCAUAUUGGGUGUUUAUUGAUUAAUCAUAUUGGAAAAUUAUUGAUCUUCAUUUGUUGAUUGGUAUGUUGAAGAUAGAUUGUGAGAUUAUAUACUAGUCAUUUGUGUGUAUAGAUAUUAUUGUCUGUUCAAUUUCUUGAUAGGAUAUUGUUGUAUUAUAUAAA
This is a messenger RNA of Andrographis paniculata, 1529 nucleotides long. Its product is annotated as patatin-like protein 2. Gene Ontology annotation, molecular function: glycerophospholipase activity; monoacylglycerol lipase activity. The record is from RefSeq and is a predicted model, not a curated record. Lineage: Eukaryota; Viridiplantae; Streptophyta; Magnoliopsida; Lamiales; Acanthaceae. The transcript is spliced from 7 exons. Bases 119 to 1336 code for a protein of 405 amino acids. Gene Ontology annotation, biological process: lipid metabolic process.